This is a messenger RNA of Mya arenaria, 4458 nucleotides long. Its product is annotated as centrosomal protein of 41 kDa-like. Gene Ontology annotation, cellular component: ciliary basal body. NCBI's taxonomy places the organism in Eukaryota, Metazoa, Mollusca, Bivalvia, Myida, Myidae. The record is from RefSeq and is a predicted model, not a curated record. The coding region runs from base 435 to 1487 and encodes 350 amino acids. The transcript has 11 exons. Gene Ontology annotation, biological process: protein polyglutamylation; cilium assembly.
UGUUUUCACUGCUUCGAGCGUUGUCAAUAAAUCUGAAUUGAAGUUUAUGAGGAUCUGAUUUGGAAUAUUAUGCCAUUAUUUUUCUUAUAACCGACCAGUGAACUUGUUUUUUAUUCUAUAAAGAAAGGGCUUAAGAUAUUUGAAAUUUGAUGAACACCGAUUGUUAUUUAAAUCUACAACACCUGAUACAUAUUGAACAGCACAUAAAAAUUUCACUAACAUUUAAUGAUUAUUAAAGUGUUGGUUUAAACUGUCCAAUAAGUAAAAAUUUAUAGAUGGAGGAGAAACAGGAAUAACCGUGCAUGCAUUGAAGUAAUUAUAACAAAAGUGAGAGUGUUAAAUGAGUGAUCACCAUAUAAACCUGAGAGUAACGAAGACAUUGUAGCAGGUGGAAUUACCGGAGACAUUGAAGCACGUGAGGAUCAAGGUUCAGCAUGCCCAAGAAAGGGAACCCGACUGCCAGUGAUAGCAACUUCAAGGAGCCGAAGCCAGUGCCCCGGUUAAAACUGUUCAAGGAACAUAGACUUAACCUCUUUGAUAUCCUGAAGGAUGCAGAUAAGCCUGUUAGCAAUGGCCACAAAUGGUACAGAGACUACCGGUACAAGAAGGAUGAGAUCUUCAAGCGGAUGAAGAUCACCACAUUUAUUCAGUUGGUUGUGCAAGUUGCUGAAUAUGACAUGGUAGGGACUCCCUCAACUCAAGAUGGGUCAUACCGGCCAGACACCGCUGAUGAGGAAAUCCUGCGUAUCCAGCGUGGGGGCGGUGACCGAUCCCCUGCUCCCUCCCUCGCUCUUACAGAGGGGGACUACGGGGCCCCAGCUCAAGCCACUGACAGAUCUACAUUAGCGGGAGUCAUAAAAGGACAGGGCGAGCUAGAUCGGCCCGGGCCCCGUAACAAUGGGUCCCUGGAGAAACGGGUCCUGGAGGGCUGCCCCUACCUGCUCCUUGAUGUCCGGGAUAAGGACAGCUUUGAUCAGUGCCACAUCAUCACAGCAAAGAGUUAUCCAUCAGCUAUGUUGUCAAGAGCUUGCAACUAUGAAACUAAAGACAUGCUAGCCUUUCGAAACCAGGCAGGUAAGAUCAUCAUUGUUUAUGACGAGACAGAACAGUUAGCGCCAAACUGUGUUACCACACUGGUACAGAGGGGAUAUGAUAACAUCUUCCUGCUCUCUGGAGGUAUGAAGGUGGCGUACAAGAUGUUCCCGGAAGGUCUAUUUACUGGUCAACCCCCUGUGGCAGUGACAGAGACCCCACGUAACACAGCACGCACUCCGGACAUGGCGAACCGGGACAGAUUCUCCAUGGAAGAUCUAGAAAAGAUAGGAAUUUACCUGGACAACGCCCUCUGUGAUAAAAGUUCAGGAAGUCGGUUAUCAAAAGCCAGUACAGCAUCUAGUCGUAUGAGCAACUUCUCCUCAUCAUCCAAACUCAAGACUCCGCAUUCUGUGGCCCAGGGACGGGCAUCACACCAGACACCAUUCAAAUGACCACUCUAGGGCAUGACUCACUGACGCUGGUUAGGGGAGUGAACUUGCCUGGGCACCUGCAAAUACAACAAGAGUUUCCUUUCUUGGAUGUGCAACAUUAUCUGAAGCUUUGUGUGAAGUGUUGGGCAGUGUUUACAUUCUACUGGUGAUCCAUCUCAAUUCUGCACCUCAUCCUAUAUUCUAAAGAUUGUGUUGUCCUGCUUCACAUAUUCAUCUCAAGUAUUACUGAUAAAUCAUAAUGCACUAGUUAAAUGUACAUCAAACAAAGCACAUUCCGACAUAUAUUAUAUGUUAAGCAGUUAUUUUCCUUCAUAUCUUAAACUAUGUACUUUUCAAUAUUGUAAACUUGCAAACUGUCUGUUUGUGUGCUGGGUGCUGGUUGUCAGUAUUGUAUGUUCACAUUAUGGGUCUAGUUAGGAAGUCUAGUAUUAACUCAAUUAUCAGAUGUGUAGACACUAACUGUCAGUGGUUUGGCCAUGAUAUUAGUUGAAAAGUAGCUACAUGUAACUAACUAAUGUGAUGUGAAUAUAGAUGAUUUCAGACACGGUGAAGGCGAGUUUUAAUGUUUUAUUUUAAUAAGGCGACUUUAAAUAAAUUGCUAGAUUUUCAUCUCUUUUUUCUGCCACCCCUUAAAAAUUUUUGACUCUAAUAAAAAUGUUGAAUGAGGGACUGUAUUUAUGUAUCUGUCCGGUACUAUCUGGGAAUGGCGUUUAUUCAUACCUACAGCGUUGAUGUAUUGUGAUCGUGGUUCGUCUAGAACACAUGCAUAUAGUCCCUUAUGCUAUAAGAAAGAGCAUGAACACAUAUUCAAAGGUGAAACAGUCAUCGAUGAAAUAUUGGAAGUCUAAACCCCACCCCAAUUUACAAAAAGAAAUUGAUGAAACUCUAGCAAUUAAUGGCCUAAGAAACAUUUUUUAACCUAUUAAAUUAUUAAAAAACAAGAGGUAUGGCCCCUCCAUUACAUGUAUAUGUUAUUGUUGUGCUUAAAUGGAGGAUGGUGAUUAUUUAUUGUCUGUGUGAUAUGUUUUACUGAUAUGUGAUAUGUACAUUUAUGUUUAAUAAGAUUGCAUAAGUUAUUGAAGGGAGUGUACAUACUUUUGACAUUUUGUGAAACAGCUUUUUAUUCUUAAACAUUUUCAUAUACAUUCCAAUCGACUUAAUGGCACUUUUUGAUGUUGAUUGGAAAAUGGGUUUAAAUGUGCUUUUUGUAACAGGUAACUGUUAAAGCUGCUAGCUUGAAGCUGGUAUUAGGUAACAACGAGUACAUUCAGUAAGUGGUUUAUUUCUAUGAAGUAACUGGUUCUACAAUGCAACUUUACUGAUUUAUUUUAUUGCAUAAAAUCAAAUUUCCAUAUAUAGUGUUUUCUUAUGAAUCAAGUGUAGGAUAAAAUUGCUGGAUAUGAUUCUCAUCCCACACUGUGAAUGUGUCCAUCUAUUUAUACCACAAGUGCGUCGAUCUUUUAAGAUAUACAUUAUUGCAUGCUAUUCAAUCAAUCUCAUUAUGUUUCUUAUUUUUUCUGAUUGUCUCGUAUUCCUGCAAUGAUUCAUUUUAGCUCUAUAUUCUUCUGCGUUCAGUGGUAGAAUCCCAUCUGUGCUUGAUGCUGUAAUUACUUGCAAACCCACCACAUGUUACAUCCAGGAUUUCUAUUGGUCAAUGUAAUCCCUACAUUAUUGUAUUGUUAGCAGUGUUAAGUCCACAUUCCUACCAAGAACGAUCUCUUCUAAGCAAAUAAUACCCUCUAUGUAACAUCUUGUGUAGUUGCUUAAUGAUGCAAAAACUGUUAACUUCAUUGGAGUUUUUAGUGAACUCGUAUUAAAUAAUGUUUUGAAAAUUAGCAAAAAAUAAAAUCUUAUCCAAAUAUCCAUUCACUUUAUUGAAGUGGUCAAUUCAGUGCCUUAUUUUAUAACUUCCAAUUUCGAAGGGUUUAUACAGGAGAACAUUAUCUUGUACUACAAUUGUGUUUAUCAAUGAGGUAUCCUACAUCAAACCACUUACUUUAUUUCACUUGUUUUUGAAUGUUAGGCUGUAUGGUAUUAUUCUGCCAGUGUACAUGUAGGGCUGUGGCACUGCAUUGAGCGCUAAAGGGCUGUGGGGGUUUACAUGUACUCCUAUUCCGGUGCACAUGUAGGCUUCUACUAGUCCACAGGUAGGGCUCGGCAAGUACACAUGUAGGCCUCGACUGGUGUACACACAUGCAGGCCACUGCAUGUUCACAUGUAGGUCUUAGUAGGGCUCUGCGGGUGUACAAAUUGCUCUCUGCAGGUGUACAUGUAUGACUGCAUGUGUACAUGUUGCGCUCUGCAGGUGUACAUGUAUGACUGCAUGUGUACAUGUUGCGCUCUGCAGGUGUACAUGUAUGACUGCAUGUGUACAUGUAUGACUGCAUGUGUACAUGUUGCGCUCUGCAGGUGUACAUGUAUGACUGCAUGUGUACAUGUUGCGCUCUGCAGGUGUACAUGUAUGACUGCAUGUGUACAUGUAUGACUGCAUGUGUACAUGUUGCGCUCUGCAGGUGUACAUGUAGGGCUCUGCAGGUGUACAUAUUGCGCUGUGCAUGUGUACAUGUUGCGCUCUGCAUGCGUACUUGUUGCGCUCUGUAGGUGUACAUGUUGCGCUCUGCAGGUGUACAUGUUGCGCUCUGCAUGUGUACAUAUUGCGCUCUGUAGGUGUACAUGUUGCGCUCUGUAAGUGUACAUGUUGCGCUCUGCAGGUGUACAUGUUGCGCUCUGCAUGUGUACAUGUUGCGCUCUGUGGGUGUACAUGUUGCGCUUUGCAAGUGUACAUGUUGCGCUCUGCAGGUGUACAUGUUGCGCUCUGCAGGUAUACAUGUUGCGCUCUGCAGGUGUACAUGUAGUUUGACUGUUGAUUCCCCAUCUGUUACUAUGCUCAUGUUUCUGUGUUCAGAAGUGUGAAGUUUUUAUUCAAAUACAAAGAUAUGUUUUGUCGAUGGUUUUGUGAAUAAAGAAAAUG